Messenger RNA from Drosophila virilis, 1785 nucleotides. RefSeq lists its product as uncharacterized. The record is from RefSeq and is a predicted model, not a curated record. NCBI's taxonomy places the organism in Eukaryota, Metazoa, Arthropoda, Insecta, Diptera, Drosophilidae.
AGAAACGGUCACUCUGGUCAGUGUUAGGAGUUGCACAUGUUUCCCAUUUUUUGCAUAUAAAAGUUUAAAUUAAUUAAAAGUUCGGCCAAUUAUUAGCACUUAAUAAGUGAGAGUAAUAAAUUGGUAGAAUCCAAGUAUAUAAUAUCUAGUUCGUGUUUCAUUUGAAUCCUGUUUGCAGUCUGAAAUGCGCUGCGAAAAUAAAUUGUAAUGUAAAUUUGUAGUUUACGACAAUUCGCUGCGUAAUUGGAUACACCCGACUAAGCUUUAAUUGAAAUGGAAGAAGCGGAAAAGCAUUGUUUUAAAACACCAGCAAUGGCCAAUGCCAGGCAGAAUCAACCAAAAAAUAACAAGAUACCGAUGUCUGCCUCGCAGCCGCCGUCGCGCAAUGCGGGACCAUCGCCCAAACGUAUUAUCAAUAAAAUACCAUUGGAUUUUAACAAAUUAAAGCAGGUUGGCCUGCAUAUGAAACUGGCAGAGGCAUUGAGUAAACAAAAUAUGAAUGCAGCCAAAAAUAUUGCAUCAGCAACGACUGCCUUGGCACCAACAUCUGCCACCUCCGCUGCAGCAGCGCAGCCAAAUGCGACAACGCCUGCUAUGCAUUCACAAAAGCAGCCGCAACGCGAGCAUCAGACUGCUUCAAAAUCUGUCAGGAAUAAUAGCCCAGCGUCCGCGACUGAGCCAUCGUCGCAUAUUAAAGCGCUUAUUAAAAACAAAAUAAUGAACAAAUCCGCACAAUCUCAAAUGCAUCAACAGCCAACAGACACGACAACAACAGCGCCAAGCACUGAGAUUAGUGGAGUACGCUCAGGAGCAGCAUCUGGAGGUUUUACUAUGCCCAUAGCCAAGGCCGACUUGACGGCGCGUGCCAAGCCGGCCCUGUUGCUCAAUCUGGUCAAUCAGUUGCCCAAGCAGCGAGCAACUUGUGGAAGCAUUAAACCUCAGCAACAAAAGAGGCAACAGGAGUCAAGAUCAACACCACCUGCGCCACGCGCAGGAUCAUCACCAGUACGAGCACAAGCACAAGCACAAGCACCACCAGCAGCAGCAGCAACUGCAGCAUCUGCACCAUUGGCGAAAUCUCCGCCGCCGCUGAUUGUUCUGGAGAACAAGGUGUUGGCUCCCAAUGAGAAGAUCGAUUUGAGAGCUCUGCGGCUGCCCAACGGCCAAUCCGCUGCAGUGCCACCCUCUGCGCUAACCAUUGUGCCCACUACGCCCAAUGAGACCAGAAAUGCAGACAAUUUGAAAGAGCCCAUGGAAAAAGCCAAAGAUAUUCUGGGAAAAUUACAGGGUAGCAGUGCACCGGUCAAAAAAAUGAUACUGAAUGUCAACAAGCUGAAAGUGCCACGUGAAGAGCUUGCCCAGUUGGCCAAGGAGGUGCGGAAGCAAGCAAUGCAGCAUGUGCAGCAACAGAAGCAGCCAAGCACUGACAUUCCAGCCAUAAUACCGGUGCCAGCAAUGGGCACUGGGCUAGCUCCCAGCCUAAUUACAACUCCAUCACCGUCCACAAGAACAAAGAUUUGCAGCACAACGAUAAGUCAAGUCGCCUCCACCUCCACCUCCUCCUCGGCGAUACCAUCAAAAACAACAAUCCCGCCUUCAUCAUUGAUAACUCCAAUUGUAAAAUCUUGCCCAAGUCCGAUGAUGGCAUCAGCUGACGAAGCAGGCAAUAACCACGUCUCGUUGACCGCAACCACAUCUAGAGGAAAGCCGACAUCAUCAACAUCAUCAUCUGUGGAAGUUAAAGCAGAGCCGGAAGCGAUGAACUGUCCGCCGUGGAUUUCAUAG